CCCAAAGGUGCAGCAAAAGUUGGAAUGAAUCCGCGGUCGGUUGACGGACGGUGUCAACAACCAGGAUCGUCUCUGGCGCAGUUGCUUCAAGCUGCGUAGUUCCCUCUUCCAAGAGCGGGACGUGAACAAGAAGCUGUUCAACUACGAGAUCAGCACCGAUGGCAUUGGAUGCACCAUCGGCCUCGUCAAGUUUGUGCCCCGAACCAGGCGGACCAAGCCCACCACAUCCGUCAAGACUGCCGAGCAGCGUAUCCAGGCCCACAUCGGCGACCCAGACCCCGAUCGCACCACUUGGAUUGGCAUCGAUCCUGGAGUCGGCUCAAUCUUCACGGCGGUCAUCCAAGCACCGGGCCACCAAGACGAGGUGGUCUCAUUCUCGAAUGGUCACUACCAGCACAUGUGUGGCCAACGUCCGAUACUGAGUGGCACAAUGCCAAGAUGAAGCAACUCGACAUCGAGACCUGGAUGUCGACCACCCCCUCGCCCAAGGUGUCGUCCUCGGAGGCCUUCAAGGUCCAUCUCACCCAUGUCCUGCGACCGGAGCUGCGAGUGCAGCUCGACUUCCACCUUGGCAAGAAGGCCCGUCACCAUCGCUUCACGGGCCACAAGAGGCGCCAAGUGGCCGUUGACAGGAUGUGCAAGGCCGUCCUGAAGCACGCCCCGAUACGGACCGAUGUGGUGAUCGCCUUUGGCAAUGCGUCAUGGCGUCAAGGCAAGGGCUAUGCAUCCAGCCCUCGGAGGCAGCGGUUUGCUCGGUACUUUGAGCAGCGCAGGUCGAUUGUGGAGACCGGAGAGCGACCGGUGGUGUUCACUCGGAGGCGGCCAAAGUGAUCUGUUCUAUUUCUUAUGGCACAGCUAGACGCAUGCCAUCACAUACAACGCUAUCAAUUUCGGGUUUCCCGUUGUCAGGGGCCGAUAUCAAAAUUGAUAGUUAUGCCCAUCACAGCAAACACCGUCGUCGUCGUUCGCCUGCGUGCUGGGUGGGAAUGCGGAAAGCCGUGGUUUGCGAGAUCCUCUGCUCUUCGCUGUCGCCCC
Molecule: messenger RNA, 1035 nt
Organism: Polychytrium aggregatum
Lineage: Eukaryota; Fungi; Chytridiomycota; Chytridiomycetes; Polychytriales
Exons: 1
Coding region: 169-831 (220 amino acids)
Source: RefSeq, a predicted model, not a curated record